UUCAUCUGGGAUCCCCGGAGCCUCGGCAAUGGCUCCAGGGUGACUUCUUGGGCCACCCCCGUUCCCCCGCCCUACCCAAGCGGCUGAAAAGCGCCAGGACGGACGGUCGGAGCCGGCGAAAUGGGCCCGCGAGCCCGGCCGGCGCUUCUCCUCCUGAUUCUCCUGCGGACGGUGGCCACGCAGGGGCGACCGCCGCGGUCACACUCCCUGCGCUUCCUCUUCAUGGGUGCCUCCGAGCCAGACCUUGGGCUGCCCCUGUUUGAGGCCUUGGGCUACGUGGACGACCAGCUGUUCGUGUCCUACGAUCACGAGAGUCGCCGUGCAGAGCCUCGUGCCCCGUGGCUCUGGGGCAGGGCCACCAGCCAGCUGUGGCUGCAGCUGAGCCAGAGCCUGAAAGGCUGGGAUCACAUGUUCAUCGUGGAUUUCUGGACCAUCAUGGACAACCACAACCAGAGCAAGGUAACGAAGCUGGGAGUGCUGCCAGAGUCCCACACCCUGCAGGUGAUCCUGGGCUGUGAAGUGCAAGAGGACAACAGCACCAGAGGGUUCUGGAAGUACGGGUACGAUGGGCAGGACCAUCUUGAAUUCCGUCCUGAGACGCUGGAUUGGAGAGCAGCAGAGCCCAGGGCUCGGACUACCAAGCUGGAGUGGGAAGUGAACAAGAUUCGGGCCAAGCAGAACAGGGCCUACCUCGAGAGGGGCUGCCCUGAGCAGCUGCAGCGCUUGCUGGAGCUGGGGAGAGGGGCCCUGGACCGGCAAGCGCUUCCUUUGGUGAAAGUGACUCAUCACGUGGCCUCUGCAGUGACCACUCUACGGUGUCGGGCUCUGAACUUCUACCCCCAGGACAUCACCAUGAGGUGGUUGAAGGACAGGCAGCCACUGGAUGCCAAGGACGUUGAGCCUGAGGACGUGCUGCCCAACGGGGAUGGAACCUACCAGGGCUGGGUGGCUUUGGCUGUGCUCCCUGGGGAAGAGCAGAGAUACAGCUGCCAGGUGCAGCACCCAGGCCUGGAUCAGCCCCUCACUGCCACCUGGGAGCCCUCGCUGUCUGGCACCCUGGUCACUGGAAUCAUCAGUGGAAUUGCUGUCUGUAUCAUCCUCUUCCUUAUUGGAAUUUUGUUCAGAAUCUUGAGGAGAAGGCAGGCUUCCAGAGGAGCCGCAGGGGACUAUGUCUUAGCCGAAUGUGAAUGAAGUGCAGCCUGCAGACUCCUUGUGGGGAAAGAGAGGGUGCACUUGAGGCGUUCUUCAUGUUUCCGGACAGCUGGACCUAAGAAAUAGAAACUGUCUCAGGAACUCUCUGCUCUUAGCCUUCCCCGUUCACUGUCCAAAAGUUCCCCAUCUAGGUUUCUGAGUUCCUGCUUCUUAAAGGGCCCUAAGACCUCUCCCCGAGAACUGGCUCUCCUGAAUCCCAAGCUGCGUGUAGAGCCUGCCUCCAUUUCCUGCAUCACCUCAGACUCCAUACACCUACGUCAUCUCAUCUCCUAACGAUGGAAUGAGUCUCCUUAAAUUUGGGGGGACUUGUGAUUCCUUUAAACAUCUGAGAAUAGCUUUGAACCUUCUCCUUGGGACAUACACUCUAAUACCCCUACCAGCAUUUGACACACGCAUCCAGGCGUUUCCUGGACCCACUCAAGUUUCCUUUUAACCCUCUCUCUAUGAUACAAGAACUCACCUGUUUCCAAGCCCCGUGGUCUCUUCCAUCAGAGGGAGACCUGGACCGUUGUACAGUGUGAAGGUUGUGCACUGCACAACCCGAGGAGGCACCUUUCCCAGAAGAGGCAUCAUGGAUGUUUGUGCGUUUUAUGAUAGUCUUCCCGAAAAUGGGUGGGAAGUGUCUUGAGGAGGGAAUGUCUUUUUCUAAUUUGCACAUAGGUGCCAUGUAGGUUUCCUUAGGUUAAUGAUACCCGCACUUACAAUGCCAGACUUGAAGUAGCACAGGAUUUGAUCUCUGCUCACACCCUCUCCUUGUUCUGACAAUGAAAAUGAUAAUUAAGAUGAUGAUGAUAACGAAAAGGUGGCUGACACUUAUUUAUAAAGCUCUUCCUUGGUGCCAGACUUAGUUCUGAGUGCCUACUUACAUACAUUAUCUCAACAGUCCUUUGAUGUAAGUACUAUUAUCCUCUUUUUUUUUUUUUAAGAUGAAGAAAGUGAAAUAUAAAAUAGAGUCUCACAGCUUACCAGGGACAGAGACAGGUCUCAAACUCAAUCAAUCUGGCUCUUUUUUUUUUUACGGUACGCGGGCCUCUCACUCUUGUGGCCUCUCCCGUCGCGGAGCACGGGCUCCGGAUGCGCAGGCUCCGGACGCGUAGGCUUAGCGGCCGUGGCGCACGGGCCCAGCCACGCCGCGGCAUGUGGGAUCUUCGCGGACCGGGUCACGAACCCGUGUCCCCUGCAUCGGCAGGCGGACUCUCAACCACUGCACCACCGGGGAAGCCCCAACCUGGCUCUUUGAUCCAGCCCUUGGCCCUGCAUUCAGAUGGUUAGAUGCCUGGAGUAAAUGGGGAAGGAAGGAGAUGGCUGUGGAGAUCGCUCUUCUCUUGUCUCAUUGUCUGUAUUCUCAGUGAGUUUGACCCAAAUGAAGGGAAAAAACAGCAGAAAACAGUAUCAGCCAUGUUUCCUUUCAAAGUCCCUGAGGGAAGAACCCUGGAAUGUGACCCCUGUUGCCACCACUGGCCAGCUCUAUCUGGCAUCACUCAUGGGACUGUGAUUGGGGGUGUCAGUUAGUUACUGUGUUGGACCUCACAGUGUCCUGCUCCAAUCAGGACCACCAGGGUGGAGGCGUUUCCCUUCAAAAACUGGAGCAACUUCUCUCAUAUUAAAGAUGGAAAACUAGAAGCCACUGAGUGGCCUUGGUCAGCACCAAGAUGCUGACCUCAGCAUCUUCCUGGGGUCCGUGAGAGUCUGGUUCUCAUCCCCACCCGUGCACAUUCAAAAAAAUUAAUCUAACCGGGUCACUCAGGAAUUAGUCGAUUCUGGGAAAAUAAUUUGUCUGACCAUAUUCAAAAGGGUACUAAUAUAUACACGCAGAAAACUUGUGUUUACUUUGUGCUGCCACGUGUAUUUGACAGCAUAACUGUGAACAAGGCUUUCUGUCCUGGAGGGCAGCUGCCUCAGAUCAAAUACAGCUCGAAAGUUUGUUUGGUAGAUAUUGAACUUGGGCAAAGAGAUCUCAACUAUUUUUUUAAACUUUUCUUUUUUUGCAGUUCCCAAAGUUAAGUGGAUAAAAGUAUAUAGGAUUUGUGCUUACUACAGAAAAGUUGAAAAUGAAUUAAAUUGAAACUAUUAUUCCGUUAGCCAGUAAUAAAGUCUAUUAAAAAUUUGC
This is a messenger RNA of Lagenorhynchus albirostris (white-beaked dolphin), 3322 nucleotides long. RefSeq names its product homeostatic iron regulator (gene HFE). The coding region runs from base 121 to 1191 and encodes 356 amino acids. Lineage: Eukaryota; Metazoa; Chordata; Mammalia; Artiodactyla; Delphinidae. Gene Ontology annotation, molecular function: transferrin receptor binding. Gene Ontology annotation, cellular component: external side of plasma membrane. The record is from RefSeq and is a predicted model, not a curated record. The transcript is spliced from 6 exons. Gene Ontology annotation, biological process: antigen processing and presentation of endogenous peptide antigen via MHC class I via ER pathway, TAP-independent; antigen processing and presentation of endogenous peptide antigen via MHC class Ib; response to iron ion starvation.